GAGAUUGGGAACGAGAUGGAGGCGGCGGGGGGCGGCGGCGGGCUGGGCACGAUGCGGGCGGUGUUGGCCAUCCUACAGUGGUGGGGAUUCAACGUCACCGUCAUCAUCAUCAACAAGUGGAUCUUCCAGAAACUGGACUUCAAGUUCCCUCUGACCGUCUCCUGCAUUCACUUCAUAUGUUCCUCGAUUGGGGCCUAUAUCGCGAUACACGUGCUCAGGGCGAAGCCCCUCAUCCAGGUCGAGCCGGAGGACCGCUGGAGGAGGAUCUUCCCCAUGUCGUUCGUCUUCUGCAUGAACAUCGUGCUGGGGAACGUCAGCCUACGAUACAUCCCUGUCUCCUUCAUGCAGACCAUCAAGUCGUUCACUCCCGCCACCACAGUUAUUCUGCAGUGGUUGGUGUGGAGCAAGCACUUUGAGUGGCGCAUAUGGGCUUCGCUGGUCCCGAUAGUUGGGGGGAUACUCUUAACUUCAAUGACAGAGCUUAGUUUCAAUAUGUUUGGUUUCUGUGCUGCCAUGGUUGGCUGCCUUGCCACGUCUACAAAGACCAUCCUGGCAGAGUCCCUGCUCCAUGGGUACAAGUUUGACAGUAUUAACACAGUGUACUACAUGGCACCCUUUGCCACCAUGAUACUGGCUCUACCAGCAAUGUUGCUUGAAGGAGGCGGCGUAAUUGACUGGUUCUACACACACAACUCGAUCGUUUCUUCACUGGUUAUCAUCCUGGGCUCAGGGGUGCUUGCGUUUUGCCUUAAUUUCUCCAUCUUCUACGUUAUCCAUUCAACCACUGCAGUGACCUUCAACGUUGCUGGCAACCUUAAAGUUGCUGUUGCGGUACUGGUCUCAUGGUUGAUCUUCCGGAACCCUAUCUCCUCUAUGAAUGCGAUUGGAUGCGCAAUCACGCUUGUCGGCUGUACUUUCUAUGGGUAUGUGAGGCAUCUCAUCUCCCAACAACAGGCUGCUGCCCCUGGGAGCCCAAGAACGAAUUCACCGGGGAGUCGGGUGGAGAUGCUCCCCCUCGUAGGAGACAUGCAAGACAAGGUUUAGCAAGACAAGCCAUUCCAUUUCCGCAGUUGAUGGUACAUUACGAUGUUUGGGCGUACAGAUGCUACGCUAGGAGAAGCCAGUGACUGGUAGAGGGUAAUACUUUCUUAUGAGGCUGCAUAUGAGGGUUGUUGAGUCAUUCUAAUUUUUAUAGGGUUCUUGGUUAUAAGCUUAACUAAAUCCCCUGCUUGAGGAUUGGUUUUCUUGUUUGCUGCCACGUGUUUAGACCUUAGGCUUGCUGGUAUGAAAAUUAAUGGCAUUACGAUUACAAUGUGUGUCAUUUUGGCAUGGAAAUCCUGUUACACACUGUC
Lolium rigidum is the source of this 1352-nucleotide messenger RNA. RefSeq names its product UDP-galactose transporter 1-like. Gene Ontology annotation, molecular function: antiporter activity. The transcript is spliced from 5 exons. The coding region runs from base 16 to 1044 and encodes 342 amino acids. Gene Ontology annotation, cellular component: Golgi apparatus. The record is from RefSeq and is a predicted model, not a curated record. NCBI's taxonomy places the organism in Eukaryota, Viridiplantae, Streptophyta, Magnoliopsida, Poales, Poaceae.